CUGGUGGCCUGCGCCAUGUUAGCCUCGAACUGGUUCCACUCCUCCUGCAGGUAGUCCUGUGUGAAGACCAGGAUGGAUUUGCGGCUUGUGUGGGCGGCGGUGGCGAGGGCGUCAGCGAUCACCUCACCCGAGUCUCUCGGCCAAGAUGCGGCUGCGACCCUGAAGGCGUCCCUCUUGGCCAACUACGACAAUAGUUUGCGGCCUGUCAAGUUUGCUUCCACACCCGUGAAUGUGGCCGUCGACAUUUCCCUCCGGCAGAUUAUUGAAUUGGCGGAAAAAGCGCAGGCAUUCCGAAUCAACAUCUGGCUGCGGUUGUACUGGGAAGAUGAGUACCUGACGUGGAACGCCUCAAAACACGGCGGUGUGGACUCAUUAACCAUCCAUUCUUCUGACAUCUGGAGGCCUGACAUCUUCGUCUACAACAACAUAGCCGAGACGUACGGUGCCAUAGAGGCCAUCACUGACGUCACCGUGACCAGUGCAGGACGGGUGACGCACUUCCAGCCCGCCAUCUUCACCAGCGCAUGCCCAGUGGAUAUUUCAAGAUUUCCUUUCGACAAACAGGAAUGUAUUCUUGAGUUCGGAUCUUGGAUUUACACUGGAGACAAGCUGAACAUGUCCCUUGUGACGCCCGCUGUAGACCGCGGGAGCUUCACUCCGAACGUGGAAUGGAUUCUGAUUGGAGCGCCGAUGGAGAGAAAGGUGGCUAUAUAUCCCUGCUGCCCCGAACCCUACGUCAGCAUCCUCCUUACCCUUCAACUGGAACGUCGGUCCUUCUUCUACAUGUUCAACAUGGUUGUACCCUGCGCCAUUUUGAUGAUACUGAACGUGUUCGGCUUCUACAUCCCCCCGGACAGCGGGGAGCGGCUGGGCUUCUUCAUCACCAUCCUGCUGGCUCUCGUCGUCUUCCUGCAGGUUCUGUCGGGGUCCUUGCCCAAAACUUCAACAACCAUUCCACAGCUGGGUCUGUUCUUCGCCGCCACCAUCGCGCUGGUGGGCUUCUCGUGCCUGGCCUCCAUCGUGGUGAUCCGCCUGUCCUGCAGCAGCCCGCCCUCCCGCCCGCUGCCCCGCUGGUUCCGGCUGCUCCUGCUGCGCUACCUGGCUCGCCUCUUCUGUAUGUAUACCAUCGCAGAGGAGAAACAUGCAGAGCACGACAAAGAGGGCGUCUACAAUUCUUUUGACCAGAAAAACCAGACCAACCAGCAGAGUAACACGCCGAAUCUCGCGCUCGAUCUGUCCCUGCGCGAGCUCGUACGCUACAGCCGGGAAUACUCGGUCGGAGCACGGCAGAAGAAAGGGGAAGAGGCAGACCAGGACGACUGGAAGAUGGCGGCUCUUGUGGUGGACAGAGCUCUGAUGUUUGCUGUUGGCCUGGCGUCCAUUAUUGUUUGUGUUAUGCUACUCCGUUAA
Molecule: messenger RNA, 1410 nt
Organism: Branchiostoma floridae (Florida lancelet)
Lineage: Eukaryota; Metazoa; Chordata; Leptocardii; Amphioxiformes; Branchiostomatidae
Product: neuronal acetylcholine receptor subunit alpha-10-like
Exons: 8
Coding region: 73-1410 (445 amino acids)
Biological process (GO): nervous system process; monoatomic ion transmembrane transport; signal transduction
Cellular component (GO): synapse; neuron projection; membrane
Molecular function (GO): neurotransmitter receptor activity; extracellular ligand-gated monoatomic ion channel activity; transmembrane signaling receptor activity
Source: RefSeq, a predicted model, not a curated record